UGUUGUUUCGGUCGAAGAGCAGUCGCCGCCAUUUCAAGACUGUGAGAGGUAGAUGUCUAACAAGAGUUCCUAAGAUUCGAAUCCUGUAACUGCUGCCGCCCCUUAAGCCUUCCAAAACACUGAUACGGCUGCUGCCCUCUUCCUCCUACCUCUAGAAACAUUCUUGCCAGUAGUGGCGGCAGCAGAAGUUAAUAACCCCCUUCUUAUUCUAUCUCAAGAAGCUCCAGAUGGCGUCUUCCGUGGGCAACGUGGCCGACAGCACAGAACCAACGAAACGUAUGCUUUCCUUCCAAGGGUUAGCUGAGUUGGCACACCGAGAAUAUCAGGCAGGAGAUUUUGAGGCAGCUGAAAGACACUGCAUGCAGUUAUGGAGACAAGAGCCUGACAAUACUGGUGUACUUUUAUUACUUUCAUCUAUACACUUCCAGUGUCGAAGGCUGGACAGAUCUGCUCACUUUAGCACCCUGGCAAUUAAACAGAAUCCCCUUCUAGCAGAAGCCUAUUCGAAUUUGGGGAAUGUGUACAAGGAAAGAGGGCAGUUGCAGGAAGCAAUUGAGCAUUAUCGACAUGCUUUGCGUCUCAAACCUGAUUUCAUUGAUGGUUAUAUUAACCUGGCAGCAGCAUUGGUGGCAGCAGGUGACAUGGAAGGAGCAGUGCAAGCUUAUGUCUCUGCUCUUCAGUACAAUCCUGAUUUGUACUGUGUGCGCAGUGACCUGGGGAACCUGCUCAAAGCCCUGGGUCGCUUGGAAGAAGCCAAGGCAUGUUAUUUGAAAGCAAUUGAGACGCAACCAAACUUUGCAGUAGCUUGGAGUAAUCUCGGCUGUGUUUUCAAUGCACAAGGGGAAAUUUGGCUUGCAAUUCAUCACUUUGAAAAGGCUGUCACACUUGACCCAAAUUUUCUGGAUGCUUAUAUCAAUUUAGGAAAUGUCUUGAAAGAGGCACGCAUUUUUGAUAGAGCCGUGGCAGCUUACCUUCGUGCCCUAAGUUUGAGUCCAAAUCAUGCUGUGGUGCAUGGCAACCUGGCUUGUGUAUACUAUGAGCAAGGCCUGAUAGACCUGGCAAUAGACACCUACAGGCGAGCUAUAGAACUGCAACCACACUUCCCUGAUGCUUACUGCAACCUAGCAAAUGCUCUCAAAGAGAAGGGCAGUGUUGCUGAAGCAGAAGAUUGUUAUAAUACCGCUCUCCGCCUAUGUCCCACCCAUGCAGACUCUCUGAAUAACCUGGCCAAUAUCAAACGAGAGCAGGGAAACAUUGAGGAGGCAGUCCGCUUAUAUCGUAAAGCAUUAGAAGUCUUCCCAGAGUUUGCUGCUGCACAUUCAAAUCUAGCAAGUGUGCUACAACAGCAGGGCAAACUGCAGGAAGCUCUGAUGCAUUAUAAAGAAGCUAUCCGAAUCAGUCCUACCUUUGCGGAUGCUUAUUCUAAUAUGGGAAACACUCUAAAAGAGAUGCAGGAUGUUCAGGGAGCCUUGCAGUGUUAUACCCGGGCCAUCCAGAUUAACCCAGCAUUUGCAGAUGCACACAGCAAUCUGGCUUCCAUUCACAAGGAUUCAGGGAAUAUCCCAGAAGCAAUCGCUUCUUACCGCACAGCUCUGAAACUUAAGCCUGAUUUUCCUGAUGCUUACUGUAACUUGGCUCAUUGCCUACAGAUUGUCUGUGAUUGGACAGACUAUGAUGAGCGAAUGAAGAAAUUGGUCAGUAUUGUGGCUGAUCAGUUAGAGAAGAAUAGGCUACCUUCUGUUCAUCCCCAUCAUAGUAUGCUAUAUCCCCUUUCUCAUGGCUUCAGGAAGGCUAUUGCUGAGAGACAUGGGAAUCUCUGCUUGGAUAAGAUUAAUGUCCUGCAUAAACCACCAUAUGAACAUCCAAAAGACUUGAAGCUCAGUGAUGGCCGAUUGCGUGUAGGAUAUGUGAGUUCUGACUUUGGGAAUCAUCCUACUUCUCACCUUAUGCAGUCUAUUCCAGGCAUGCACAAUCCUGAUAAAUUUGAGGUAUUCUGUUAUGCCCUGAGUCCAGAUGAUGGCACAAACUUUCGAGUGAAGGUGAUGGCGGAAGCUAAUCACUUUAUUGAUCUUUCUCAGAUUCCAUGCAAUGGAAAAGCAGCUGAUCGCAUCCACCAAGAUGGAAUUCACAUCCUUGUAAAUAUGAAUGGCUACACCAAGGGUGCUCGAAAUGAGCUGUUUGCUCUCAGGCCAGCUCCUAUUCAGGCGAUGUGGCUGGGAUACCCUGGGACUAGUGGUGCGCUUUUUAUGGAUUAUAUUAUCACUGAUCAGGAAACUUCACCAGCUGAAGUGGCUGAACAGUAUUCUGAGAAACUGGCUUAUAUGCCUCAUACUUUUUUUAUUGGUGAUCAUGCUAAUAUGUUCCCUCACCUCAAGAAAAAAGCAGUCAUCGAUUUUAAGUCCAAUGGUCACAUUUAUGACAAUCGGAUAGUUCUGAAUGGCAUCGAUCUCAAAGCAUUUCUUGAUAGUCUACCGGAUGUGAAAAUUGUCAAGAUGAAAUGUCCUGAUGGAGGAGACAAUGUGGAUAGCAGUAACACAGCUCUCAACAUGCCUGUCAUUCCUAUGAAUACUAUUGCAGAAGCAGUUAUUGAAAUGAUUAAUAGAGGGCAAAUUCAGAUAACAAUUAAUGGAUUCAGUAUUAGUAAUGGGCUGGCAACCACACAGAUCAAUAAUAAGGCUGCAACUGGUGAGGAGGUUCCCCGUACCAUCAUUGUAACUACCCGUUCCCAGUAUGGGCUACCAGAAGAUGCCAUCGUGUACUGUAACUUUAAUCAGCUGUAUAAAAUUGACCCUUCUACUUUGCAGAUGUGGGCAAAUAUUCUGAAACGGGUACCCAAUAGUGUGCUCUGGCUAUUGCGUUUUCCAGCGGUAGGAGAGCCAAAUAUUCAACAGUAUGCACAAAACAUGGGCCUGCCUCAGAACCGCAUAAUUUUUUCACCUGUUGCUCCUAAAGAAGAGCAUGUCAGGAGAGGCCAGUUGGCUGAUGUCUGCCUGGACACUCCACUGUGUAAUGGCCACACCACAGGGAUGGAUGUUCUUUGGGCAGGAACACCAAUGGUGACUAUGCCAGGAGAGACUCUUGCUUCACGUGUCGCAGCUUCCCAGCUUACUUGCUUAGGAUGUCUUGAGCUCAUUGCUAAAAGCAGACAAGAAUAUGAAGACAUAGCUGUGAAACUGGGAACUGAUCUAGAAUACCUGAAGAAAAUCCGUGGCAAAGUCUGGAAGCAGAGAAUAUCUAGUCCUCUGUUCAACACCAAACAAUAUACAAUGGAACUAGAGCGGCUCUACCUGCAGAUGUGGGAGCAUUAUGCAGCUGGCAACAAACCUGAUCACAUGAUUAAGCCUGUUGAAGUCACUGAGUCAGCGUGAAUAAAGACUGCACAGGAGAAUUAUCUCUAUACCUGAGCCUCAACCUUCUGGGGGAAAGGAAACUCAAUAACAUACAUACUUCUUACUUGUCUGUACAGUACCAUGUUGCAGAUGGGUGAUAUAUAAUGAUAAUAGAAUAGCACAGCCAGACUUGCUUCCUGCAUGAUAGGGAGAGACAUAAGAGAUUGGAGAACUGCUGUCCCACAAGGAAUCUCCAUAGCGUUUUGCAGCAACCAGGUGGUGCAGAAGUCUGGAAGGUCUGGUCUCCCUUGGUCUUCCAUGGGAUUCUUAAUUUGGAGGGGAGAUAUAGAUUGUCCGGCCAUUUUAUGAUUCCAUGGAUUGAUCAAGUCUUCUCAUUAUUUUUUUUUUCUUUAUAUUUUGGGUAUUAGAAUUUAAAGAAAGACACAUUUGCUUUCAGGUAUUUUUACUCAUUUGUGAAGUUAUUUUGAUUCUCCUGAGAUAAGGUUUUAAGCUAAAAUCUUGCUCCCUGUUUUAGUGUCUGAACUUUGACAGAUUAACAGGGACUUUUGCUGGUGUAGUCUUUUUAUAGGUUUUAUAAACCACUUGAGCCUAUAUCAGUCACUUUAGUACCUGACCUAAUGCUUGGAGUGAUCAUGCUUUGUUUAUUUAGAUGAUGACUAAUCAUUUUUUCCCAAUCUAUUUCCCAUAUCCUUUCCCCCAACCCUUGGCUUCCCUGUAAAAAUUCUCCUGUGACUUAACCAUGUCGGAUUUAAGACAUCCCAGAGUGUUUCUCUUAAACACACCAUCUGGUGCCAAAUGAAAAUUCUUAGGAGUGAUUCUUAAUCAUGAAGGGCACAGUUGUGGUACUGUCAUUGAUAAUAAUGUAGAUUUUUUUUGCAUAAUUUUAACCUAUUUCACCAGUGUUUCAACCCUUGACUGCCCCUUCUAUGCUGCUUCCAAAAGUGAUAGUGUGUGAUAAGAUUUUUACCUUCCUUUCUAAAGUUUGUUUUUUUUUUAAAGUGAGUCCUGUUCUUCCUAUUUCUUUCAGCAGAAAUGAAAUCCCAGGUAAGUAUAAGUAUUCAAAUAUUUGAUUAGUAAGUUGCAGUUAUUUCUAAUACAUUAAGUAAUGUUCACUGAUAAACUUGUUAUAGAUAAAAUAUCCGAAGGACCAUCUAUGUAUACAAGUAAUUAUUUUUCAGACUUUGUUAUGAUAUUAUAUAAUAACUGCCUUCUGGACUUAGUCUUAAAGUCUGUAUGGAUUCAGCCUCAGAAAUAGUGAAUUUGCACCGCUACUUGGUUUGGAGUACAAAUUAGACAUUAGCCCUCAUGGAGCUUGAGUUCUUGGUAGUAAGAACCAUAGGAAUAAAACUAAUUGAAUUUCAACCAAGGGUUGAGGGCUUGGGGCUUAAAUAAGCCAGCAUAUGAAUAUGUUUGUCUUGCUGAACUGCACUUCUGCUCUCCAGUCACAGAUACUUUUUGUCUGCUAGUAGUGUUUUCGAUGAUGUCUUUCCAAAGCCCCGAGGCAGUGCACCUAUUCUGUAGUUGCAGCUGUUGUCUGAAUGUAUCCUAGCUGACAAAUUACUGAAUAAUAAGGACUUGAAUUUGUGAAAGAUUCUUAUUGCUAACCAAAAUCUGAGCAAAGGGGUCUCAAAUGUAAUUCUGAGCCAGAAUUACAUAGUAUGAACUGUGUACCUUUUAAUAUUGUAAUUCAAGGAACAUCAGUUAAGGGAUUUCUUAAUUUAUUUUUUACCUGAUUGAAAUAUCAAUGGUAACCAGCCAGCAUGGUUAUAGAUUUUGGAUUUCACUGAACUACUCAAUGUGGGAUAGGAUAAUACUUCCAAUGCCCUAAAAGCUGUGACUUUACAGCCAAUUUACAUAGCACAUCAUUCCUCCUAUAGGGAUAAACUUUCCUGGCACGAAAAGUAGCCACUUUGGUUGAAGCUUUGCAUAUUGUAACAGGCUUUUACUUCCAGGUAACAUGUCUGUGGAGGACUUAAUUCUGAAUAGAGAUAUAGAUAUUACUGGAAACUAAUUGUUUUUCUAUUAUACUCUGCUUUAUCAAAAAGUAAAGCAUUUAAAUUGUGCUACAGAAGUUCAGUUGUUGUCUUGUGAUCAUUGAACAAUAAAUGGAUGAUUUCCCCUUAA
Messenger RNA from Jaculus jaculus (lesser Egyptian jerboa), 5474 nucleotides. It is a transcript of the gene Ogt, whose product is annotated as O-linked N-acetylglucosamine (GlcNAc) transferase. The transcript is spliced from 22 exons. Gene Ontology annotation, molecular function: protein N-acetylglucosaminyltransferase activity; protein binding. Bases 228 to 3368 code for a protein of 1046 amino acids. Gene Ontology annotation, biological process: protein O-linked glycosylation. Lineage: Eukaryota; Metazoa; Chordata; Mammalia; Rodentia; Dipodidae. The record is from RefSeq and is a predicted model, not a curated record.